Varanus komodoensis (Komodo dragon) is the source of this 6691-nucleotide messenger RNA. RefSeq names its product URB2 ribosome biogenesis homolog (gene URB2). Gene Ontology annotation, cellular component: nucleolus. NCBI's taxonomy places the organism in Eukaryota, Metazoa, Chordata, Lepidosauria, Squamata, Varanidae. The coding region runs from base 721 to 5361 and encodes 1546 amino acids. The transcript has 10 exons. The record is from RefSeq and is a predicted model, not a curated record. Gene Ontology annotation, biological process: ribosome biogenesis.
CAAAUUCUGUGCAGAGCACUGCCAGAGUUCAACUUCCCUGGAAGACCCGCCCGCUGUUCUGAAAUUAGGGCCUUUUCGUUUUCAGUGUGGUACGGAUGUGGUGUGGUGAGGCGAAGGCAUGGCGUAGCUGCUCAAGGCCAGAUCUGCGUUAGAGUUCUGAUGUUUAAGAAUGGCGCGUUGGGGCGAUCCCUGUAUUUGGUAACUUGCUUGGUGAGCCCCCGUGAGAACUGUCAGGCAACACUUACACCAUAGAGUAUUACCCUCUUUGAUCCAGGGUGUUUCUUGCUGGGCCAAAGUAUUCUAUCUAGUGCACAACAAAUAAGAUUUAAAUCUGUUCACCUGAGCUGGUUUUGUAAUUAUUCUGCAUAUGAAAGCUGAUUUCCUGUCAAUAGGGUGAUAAGAAGGCUACAUGCAAAUAACUGUGUGCUACUGAAUGUAAAAUGAUGUGUGCUAUUGACUAGAGUACUUUAGGGCAACCUUUUCCAAGCGUGCGUGUGUGUUGUUUUGAUUUUGGACAAAGGCUUGGGAAGUAUCUUCACAAGAAUACAGAAAUUAAGGAGGGAGAUGGAAAGAAGUGGAUUAGAAAAGAGAGCAUGGUGCAGUUCUCUUACAAUUGUAGUGUAUGCUGUGACACCAUUGGUUCUAUCAUUUAUGUCAGCUGCAGAGAAGUGGGUAGGCAGCAUUGGCACAGACUGAAAUUGGGUGCCAGGUACUGCUCCCAUGGCUGCAAUUUACUCAGGUAUUCAUUUGAAGCUGAAAAGUGUGAAGACAUCUUGGGAGGACAAACUCAAGUUAGCUCAGUUUGCAUGGGUUUCUCAUCAGUGUUUUCUUCCAAACAAAGAACAAGUCUUACUGGAUUGGGUGAGUCAUAGUCUGGUUUCCUGUUACAACAAGAAGCUUGAAUUGCCAGAUGAAAUAAUUGAAAAACUUUGGAUAUACCUGGACAACAUCGUUCAUAGCAAAAAACUACAGAGUUUGUUCAAGGACGGAAAAACAGUUACUCUACGUUUUUCAAUUGCACAGGUCAUCAAUGAACAGCUUUCCAUUUCUUAUACUCAAAGAACAUUGAAGAAUGUGAGCUCAGUGCUAAGCUGCUGUGGUGGUAUCCUUUCCCUUCCUCCCCUCUCCCUCGUUUAUACUGCAAAAUUUGAGCUGUUGGUGGAUCUUCUAAGUAAGUUGUCCUGGCUAGCAUGUUGGCAGUUGUCAUCCGAAGAUGCAGUGUCUUCCCAGUUGCUUGACAUCCUCCAGUUAACUCUUGGCCAGUACCUUCGGAUUCAGAGGCAGCAAGCCAAUGCCAAUCGUGUAUUUGGACAAGUGACCAAACACCUGCUCCAGCCAUGCCUGCUCCUGAGACAUUUGCUCGCCACUGGGAUGAGGGUGCCAGCAGAAGGUGGCAGCCAACACCAACAUCAAAGCAGGGAGAUUCGCAACCACAUCGAGGCAUUGUUGAGGGCUGCUGUUUUCCAGCCAGAGCUCUUGUCAUCAUACAGAGAGGAGCUGCUACCAGAAAAGGAGCCCGCCAACAUCAAGAAGGGGGCCUUGAAAAAUACUCUGCUGCCAGCCAGCACAAUCCAGGCUGCGUUAGGGGAUAUGAGUUUUCGUCAGCCAGCGCUUCAUGAGAAAGCAGUAGCCAGUUCAGUGCCUCUGCUCUUUAAGCUUUUUUUAGAAUCUUACAGUAAGGCUGAAAAUCACCUGCUGUGUUUUCACAUGCUCACCAGGCUCUUUGGGUGCCUUGGGAUUUCUCACCUGCAAGAGGAUCUCUGGAACAGCCACCUUUCUCCAUCACAGUGGAGCUCCGAGCUCCUAGCAGUGGAGCAACUGCUGAACUCAGUGCUGAGUACUGGCAUCUAUAAUGUUGCAGCUGAUAAGAUUCGGCACAAGGAGAUCCAGUUUCGCUUUUACCGCCAGUUGGCCCAAGUGCUGCUGAAUCAGUCUCAGGUGGCCAUCCCUGCUUGGUUUCGGUGUCUGAAGUCCUUGAUCUCAUUGAACCACCUCAUUGUGGAGCCUGAUUUGGAUGAUUUAGUGGCCUCUGUUUGGAUUGAUGCAGCGGUCUCCGAGCCACGCACAAAAAAGGCCCAGGAGGCUCUUGUUGGCACUGUCUUCCACACUUACGCCAAGCUGCGGCAGUUCCAAAGGCUCUUUGAAGAGGUCCUGUCUGUCAUCUGUCGUCCUGCUGUGGAAGAACUAAGACUGCCAGUUCUGCCAGUCAGUAUCAGGGCCAAGCUUUGUGAGUGCCUUCUAGAGCUGCCACCCAAUCAGAUCCUGGACAUUGUCUCUGUCAUCUUGGAGAAAUGUCAGACUUUCAUUAUUCCGGAUGUCAAAGGAGAUUCUGAGAUGGCAUUGAAACUUCACUCCAUGAGCACAUUGUUGCAUUCUGUUCUGUUCCACAUGAGGACCUUGGAUGAUUCCAGCCCACUGCCUGUUGUCCAUCGGACUCAGAGGCUGCUGGAAACAAUGCAGAGAGAGGUUAUCCAAGUGUUGUUCAACCUGCUGAAGGACUGCCAUCCAGGAGAAGCCAAACUGGAACUUUGGACUGAGAAAGUUGGGGACUCAGCCCUUCUCCUUGCUUGUACUUGGGUAGCAACCGAUACUCUGUUUGGUUUAAAUUGCAAGCAGUAUGUCUCCCCACUAGCCAAAACUGCCUUUGCUCUUGCUGAUUCCCCCAUCAACCAGUGGGACUUCUCAGCCAUUCUCCCUGGUUUGGAUGCACAGUGCUGGGAGCAGAUAACAAAUCUCCUGCGCUGCUCUUGGUCAGCAAGUAGAUACUGCACAGAAUGGCUGGUGCUCCAGAAAAUGAAGAAGAUGUUGAUGCACACCAGCUCUCAGGCCGAGCUGUUCCAUCAGGUUUUGCAGCAGGCUGUAGCUUUCAUCCUUCAGUCUGGGCAGUCCCGCAAGAAUGGAGAGGAGCCUGAACCCUGGGAUGGAAGUGCAAGUACCGUAACUAGUCUGGCUUACCCAACUGCGCAUUGGCACCUAAUAGUCACCAACCUUCCAGUCCUUUUCCCCUACCUUUCUCUUGGGGAUGCCCUGUAUGUUGCAGAUGUAUUCCUGAAGGCCUUGUUGGCAAAACAGACGCAGGAAACUUCUGGGGAUGAUGAAGAUGACGACGACAACAACGACAAUGAUAGCAACACUUCCUUAAUCACAAUUGGAAGAGUGUCUAAAGACUUGCUGCACAGUUCUCACUUCCCAGAAAUGCGAGUGCUGCACUCCUCUUUCCUAAGCCGUAUAAUUCAGCAGUGUGCUGAUGAGCUCUUCGCUGUAGUUCAGGAUGCUGCUGAUCAGCCUCUCCAGCAGCUGUCAGCGGAAGAUACGCCAUGGUGUGAGGCUGUGGCUGCUGGCCACUCUGCCAACAUAGGGCCCAGUGAUGAAUCUUUGAUGUGCUGGACAGUGCUGGAGAAUGUUGCUCAGAGUAUCCUAUCAUUAGUGAGAGAGAGAGAGUAUGUUAGCUUGGAAGAAGAACAUAUCAAAAGGCUUUUGGAUUUGCUAGAGGUAAUUUCAGCAUUGAGGCUGGACAGCCUCUUUCCUUUGGAUCACACUCGGUGCUUCCUUUUGCUCUUGUCUUUGGCUGUCAAUACCAGAGCAAGUGUCGCUUGCAGUGUGGUCUUGUCUUCAAAAUUUCUGGCGAAAUGCUUCCACCUCCUUGCUUGCCUUCAGACAGGCCGAAAUGCAAACGCAUCCUUCAAGGUCUUGCAUGCCAGCGAUGUCCUUGAAGCUGUUCUCACCUCCAUGUUCACAGUCUGCAAGACUUUGGCCAGUGAUGCAAUGGCUGCUUCCUGGGAUGAAUUGGUUAAUGGGAUCCAGAUCUUUUUGGAACACUACCUUCAGAUCAUUCUUGAGAGGAGGCAGAGUACAAAACGCAACCUGGAAAAGUUCAUGUCUUUCCUAGCAAUGUGCCAGCCGCAGGCAGUCAGUUGGAGCCCAGCAGCCGACCAGGUUCUUUUAGUGGCGCUAACUGCACAGUGUCAUGCUCUGACCUUACACCUCCAGCAGCAGCAGGGAAAACAGCACGUUACUGAAACGUUGCUUGCUUUGCUUGAACAGGCAGUGACCCAGGCAGGAGCAACUGUCCAGUUCUGCCUUAGAAACAGCAUGAAAGGCCGACCGUUGCCUCUGGCAUUUAUUCCAUGCAUAAGCACCCUCUUGAAAGCAGAUUCUUCUUGUGCACAUUCAGCUGGCCUUGGGACUUCGGAGCAUGAACCCAGAAGACCAAUGGAUCCCAGCACAUGCCAUCACAUUUCUCAUGCUCAGUUGUACCAAAGGUUUUUCAUUCAGAUAUUGAGAGAACUUGAUCUGGCCAAGGGCAACAUCCAGUUCCUUCAUUCUGCACUGCAGUUCUUAACUGUCUUCUGUUCCAUGCCAGAGUUAUAUCCUGCACAGGCCAAUUCAGUUGCUGUAUUUUGCACUAUCAAAAAACUUCUUGCAGCUCCAGGAGUCACAGUCCAAUUGAUCCAAGAGCUGGAGGUGCAGCUGACAGAAUUGGCUACACACUUGGUGGAGCACUGUACCACUGAUGAUUUCUGUGCCAUGUUGAAACUGGUGCUGGAGGGACUAGAUAUUGGCAACCUCUGGAAACACAAACUGGAAGAAGCACUGUCGGCUGUUACUUUGGUCAAAGUGCUGCUUGGCUGCCCAUUAAAUGGGGAGAAAGGGAAAGCAUUCUGGUUUUCCAGUCCCCGAAUAAUCAUGGCUUUCAUUAUGCAAACCAGAGAGGCUUCUCAAGAUCCGGCGCGGCUUUCCAUCCUCACUGUGCCUAUAUUGGAGGCAGUGGCAAUCCUCAUACGGCGAGGAGAAGGGGCUCUCUCUAAUCCUCAUCACGUUGCCCUUGUUUUCAACAUUCUCCUGACUGCCCCCCUUGACCAGAGGGACUACGGGCACAUCUUCCUGGGCAUUCAUGAAGUUCUCUUUUCCAUUCUGCAGUGUCACCCUAAGGUGAUGCUAAAAGCAGCUCCAUCCUUCCUGAACAGUUUCCAUAGACUGGUUAUUUCAGUUAUGCAUGAAGGCAGACAGAAAGGAGACAGGGGCAUCACAGAUGAUUUUGAAGUUAUACUGAAGUGUGCCCAACUGGUGGAACGGAUGUACAGUUACAUUGCUGCAAAAACAGAAGAAUUCACUGUAUUAUCCUCCUUCAUUGUGGCCCAGUAUGUGAUAGAACUGCAAAAGGUGACUUUGCACCCAGCUGUGAAAAAACAUCUAACAGAAGGAAUUUAUCACAUCCUAGAUCUUUGCAUUGAACGUGAUAUCAAAUUCUUAAAUGCCUCUCUCCCAGUGGGGGUGAGAGAAGUCUUGAAGGAGCUGUAUCGUGAUUAUACACAUUAUCACAAAGAACUGAAGCAGGGGGAUGAAAAAUACACUGCAUGAAUAGCAUUUCCUAUGGUUUUAGGAACUUGUGGAGGAGUAGGGCCUUUCCAUAUGACAAGCUCCCAAGUUCAUAAGGGUUUCUGUGGUGGGUUUGGGAAUUGAGCUUGAAGACCUAUGCUUUCCUCAGGACUGCAGACAAGAUCUCCUCCCGCUUCCCCUUUCUGGAAUAUGUUUGUGUUCACCAACCGGUGGUGUAGAGGAACCAGCGUUAACAAGGGUUAUAGCAUUAGCACUUUCUUACUAGCCAGAGUGCUGACAUCACCUGUGAUCCAUCUCAGACUUCCCUGUUCCAUCUGAGUUUAGCUGUGGUCAUAAAAGGAGCUGGGGGGAAAUGAAUAUUCCCAGGAACUAUGUAUUGUUCCGUGUUUGUAAAGUAUUUGGGGAUGGCUUGCUCUUUAAUGGGCAAUUAAGACCCAUUAGAUUUACAAACCACCGUUUCUGGUGGAGAUGCAAAGCACUAGAAUUGGUUUGUUUGUUGAUAGGUAUCGAAAAUUGCUGCCCACAAUUUUGAAUUCUCCUUGGGGGUGUGGUUAUAGAGGGACUUGGGAUGAGUGCCUACCAUUCAAAAUUUACCAGUGCACACAGGUAGAGACUAGUUUCAUGAAACCUAGUCAAUAUACCUGGUCCAUAUUUGGAUCUCCCUUCAUACAUUGCUGAGGAUUUUCCUUUUUGCCUGUACAAGAAGAGUUAUUGAGUCAGAAAACUCAAGAAAGGAGGGAGCUUUUGUUUUGCUGCAUAUGGGAAUCCUUCCUGUCAAAGAAUAUUAAAAAGAUAUAAAAUUAUGAUAUAUACUCUUUCCACAAGUUUUGUACUGUAACUGUAAGAUACUGUUAAUUAUUAAACCAAAGAAUUUUUUAUUGAAAAUGGAGUUGUUGCUUCUAUGCAUUAAACCCAGAAUGGGGAACCUAUUUCAAGGGUCUAAUUCAGUUUGGCCAGGUGGUGUGGCCAAAUAUAUAAGUAUAUUUUAGCUUAACAGUCUUUCUCCCAUCUUACUGCAAUACCUCAGCCUUAGGAAAUGCAUUCCACUUUUUAGAUGGGGAAAAGCUACCCCCGCAACAAGCCAGGAAACUUUGCUGUGUGAGCAGAGGGUGGCUCUUCCAAGGUACCUCCUCUGAGGGAGGCUUGGAUGGUGACCACAAGGAAGAGGGGCUUUAUUGGUGGUAGCCCCCCAAUUCUGAAAUUAUCUCUCCAGCAUGACCCACCUGCACCAACACUGUUAUCUCUUUGGUGCCAGGUUCAGACCUCCUCCUCUCAGGCAUUUGACAGUAUAUGAUGUUUUUAAUCAGGUCUUAAAUUUGUUCUUGUUGAUUAAACUUGUUUUUAGAUGUGU